Molecule: messenger RNA, 601 nt
Organism: Racocetra persica
Lineage: Eukaryota; Fungi; Glomeromycota; Glomeromycetes; Diversisporales; Gigasporaceae
Source: the annotation of a GenBank genome assembly
AUGGAAGAAGUUAGUUUAAAGAAGGUUUCCCAUGAUGGAGCAGCCAUGAAGGCGUUUAAAGAUUGCUUUAGUGGGACUGUUGGUGGAAUUGCGCAAGUAUUAGUUGGACAGCCAUUUGAUACUGUUAAAGUUAGACUUCAAACGCAGCCAACACCGAAACUUGGACAACCACCAUUAUAUUCCAGUAUGUUAGAUUGCGUACGAAAAACUAGUAAAGAAGGUUUCAGUGCAUUUUAUAAGGGAACUACAACACCUUUAAUAGGAAUUGGAGCAUGUGUAUCAAUUCAGUUUGCAUCAUUAGGAUAUAUGAAACGAUAUUUUAUGGAAAAGAAUGGAAAUAAAAGUCCUUUUUUAACGAACUCGCAGUUAUAUAUAUCAGGAGCAACUGCUGGAUUAGUUAAUUCUGUAAUUUCAGGACCGGUUGAACAUAUUCGUACACGCCUUCAAGUCCAAAUCACACCUACGCAAUCAUCUGCUUCAACUCAAGCUCAAUUUUAUUCCGGACCAAUUGACUGUAUCAAAAAAAUUUAUUCUUCAUAUGGAAUUCGUGGAAUUUAUAAGGGACAAGUAAUUUCUAUGGCACGUGAAUUACAAGGAUUUG